This is a messenger RNA of Diaporthe batatas, 3461 nucleotides long. RefSeq lists its product as uncharacterized. The transcript has 2 exons. NCBI's taxonomy places the organism in Eukaryota, Fungi, Ascomycota, Sordariomycetes, Diaporthales, Diaporthaceae. Gene Ontology annotation, molecular function: metallocarboxypeptidase activity. The record is from RefSeq and is a predicted model, not a curated record. Bases 1315 to 3066 code for a protein of 583 amino acids. Gene Ontology annotation, cellular component: fungal-type vacuole lumen.
GUCACGUCAGCCAGCCAGUCAGCCAGCCAGCCAGCCAGUCCCGUUUCUUUUUGCCCGUCUUGAAUUAUCCCCCAGCACCCCACCACUGAUCCCUCAACGGCUGAACGGCCAGAGCAGCAGCACGAGUGUCUGCCUGGAGCACGAGGCCAAGACCGUUGCGAGCGUAUCAUCCUGCCCGCUAGCUUCCCCCUCAAUAGCAAGGUACCUGGGUACCUGAGUACGUGGGUACUUCAGUUUUUGGGCCCCGACCCGAGAUUGCGACGGCUGUUCCUGUCGAUUGCAGCAUGACUGUGUGGGAGCGAAAAGGUGUAAAGACAAGUCGAGUUGAAAACGGCAAAAUCCCUCCAAUUCCUGCACCACCUCUUCUAGGUGAGACGACGACAUGUAGUUGCUCGUUGAUGCCAGAACAGGUCGGGGUCCCAGGGUCUGUUUAAACUUUGGAUGGAUCCAAGCUCGAGCAAUGACUCGGUUCGGUUCUUCCCCUCCCACGGACGCGACCGUUGCCUUGUCACCACCUGGCAAGGCCCCCCAAUCUGCCCAAUCUACCCAAUCUCGAGAUCCAAAAUCCCACCUGACCCGUUCGUCCAACCUAGCUGCCUCUUGCAAGGUUUGCCACGCGCCAGUCUUGGGAUGCUUGUUCUUGUUACUACUGCAACUAUUACUACGGCCGACGAGCCAACCCUCCAGCCCUCCAGUACAUACGCCUUACCAGCUUCUCGGGUCGCGGUCGGCAUUCAUCAAUUUACAAACUUCAAAUUGACAAAGUGAGGCAUGGCCCAUCUUGUUAACUCUUACACAGUACUUGGAUGCAUCAACCACAAUGUCCUGUCUAGAUUGGCACGCGAGUCAAUCUCCCCCGAGUCCUCCUGCUCCUUGCCGAUUAUCUCCCGAUCGCCGGCCCCCUCAGAAUCGGCCAUUUGAUGCCGACCGGCUCCCUCGCCCCGACCACCUCUGCCGAGUCCUGACAGCCCCAACCGUCCAUCCAUUCGCCACACUCCACGCCGGCUAUACGAAGCACUGUCGCGUGUGCGUGUGCCGGCUUGCCCACGCCAUGCCUAUCAAUCCAACCCCAUCCAACCCCACCCCACCAUCCGCCUGCUCGAGUUGCCUAUCGCGACCUGCUGUGCGGGACCUGUGGCUGGUGCCACCCAAUGCCUCGAGACAAUCCGGCACCGUUACGCAGGGGAAUCCGGGUGAGAUACGCCAUGUUUCUCAGCUAUCGCCUUCUUCAAGUGAACAGGUUGCGCUGCUGAGCUUCUCCUUUUUUGGUUGGUGGUUCAAUCGCAUUUCGGUUGAAUCUGAGAAUUCUGAAAGAUGCAUUUCUCUUUAUUGGCCAUCGUCACGCCACUGGCCGUGGCUGUCACCGUACCCCGGCAUGGGCUGGGUGGCUGGGCACUCGACAGCAAUGCUGCAGACUUCGAGUGCGACCUCCCGAGCCCUCUCGACCCAUCCAGCGAUGGGCUUCACUCAGCUGCAAAGCUCUUCGGCUCCAGGGCGGCGCUGGAGAAGCAGGUAGAAAGGCACUCGGCCCUCGUCAAGGUGCCCUCCAUCUGCUACGAUGACCUCGGCCCCUUUGACCAGGAUCCGCGAUGGGAACCCUUCUACAAAUUCCAUGAUGUGCUGGCCGAGGUCUUCCCUCUGGUUCAUCAGCACUUCACCCGCGAGAAGAUCAACACAUUUGGCCUGCUCUACACCCUGCCGGGCUCAGACCCGUCCCUGAAGCCACUGAUGCUCGCAGCCCACCAAGACGUCGUCCCCGUGGCGGACGCUUCAACCUGGACAUACCCGCCCUUCGACGCACACUUCGACGGCACCUGGCUGUGGGGCCGCGGGGCCUCCGACGACAAGAACAGCAUGACCGCCCUGCUGUCCGCCAUCGAGUCCCUGCUGGCCCAGGGCUGGUCCCCGAAGCGGACCGUCCUGCUGGCCUUCGGCUUCGACGAGGAGUGCUCCGGGCUCAAGGGCGCGGGUUCCAUCGCCGCCCACCUGAAGCGCACCUGGGGCGACGACUCGCUCGCCAUCAUCCUCGACGAGGGCGGCAUGGGCCUGCAGCAGAUCGGCGACGUGCUGUACGCGCUCCCCGCCGUCACCGAGAAGGGCCACGUCGACAUCUGGAUCGAGCUGCACGUCCAGGGCGGCCACAGCUCCAUCCCCUUCCCGCACACCGGCAUCGGCAUCCUGAGCGAGGCGGUCGUCGCCCUCGAGUCCCACCCCUACGACCCCGUCCUCCUCAAGGGCUCCCCCAUCUACAACCACUACGUGUGCCAGGCGCGCUACAGCCCCGACGCCGAGCCCGAGGUCACGCGGCUGCUCGAGGAGGGCGACCUCGAGGCCCUGGCGCGGGAGCUCGCGUCCCAGGACAGGCCCACCAACUUCCGGCUGCAGACCAGCCAGGCCGUCGACUACGUCAGCGGCGGGCAGAAGAUCAACGCCAUGCCCGAGGUCGUCAGGGUCGGCGUCAACUACCGCGUCGCGCCGCAGAACUCGAUCGGCGAGGUCAUGCACAACGUCGUGAGGCACCUCGGGCCCAUCGUGGACAAGUACAACCUGGCCCUGGCGGCCUUCGAGGACGACGACGAGUACAAGAGCUACGGGGAGGACCAGAACCAGCAGCAGCACGGUGGCCGCACCGGCACCGGGGGCGUCGUCAGCCCCGCGUACGAGGUCGACUACAACGGCACCCUGACGCUGACGUCGAGCCAGAAGACGCUCGCGGCGCCCGCGUCGCCCAGCGGCGGCGGCGACCCCGUCUGGGAGGUCUUUGCCGGCACGAUCCGCCACGCCUUCGCCCCGCCCGGCGGCGGGACCACCGUCGUCCCCGUCGGCGAGCUGAUGACGGGCAACACCGACACGCGGCACUACCUGGGCCUGGCGCGCCACGUGUACCGGUGGGCGCCCGCGCGCCAGGGCGGGGCGCUCAACGGGCACACGAUCGACGAGCGGGUCGACAUGGGCGUGCACAUGGAGCUCGUGCGGUUCUACUAUGACUUUGUGAGGAACUUUGAUGCUGCCCGUGGGGUGGGGAGGAAGGAGGGUCAUAGCCAGGCCAUGGAGGCUGAGCUUUAGUUUGGGAUUCUCUUGGUGAGAGUGUGCUGCGUGCUGUUUUCUUUUUCCUGGGGGGGGGGACGGUGGUUGGGGUGGAUUUUGGCGGUGCACCCCUGUGCUGCAGGUUGGAAUCGAAGACUCAUGGGUCUGUUGUGCAUGGAUCAAACGUUAUUUCCCAGUUUUGCGUUUCGUAAGAACAUGGCGAACGACCGAGGGGAGUGGAAUCACGGUGGAGCAUACGGCGAAACUCCAUGUCUGUACUCGGGACCUCGAUUUAAGUUGCACUCUUUCUUCCUUGCGGGAGGGUUGUUGUGUAUAUAGAUAGAUCUGCGUCUUGUGUGGUUUGCCACCCAGCAAACCGACAGCGGUUUCAUCGGUCGAGACACAACACAGAAUGGAAAGAUAUCCUCACGUGA